CCCCCCAUUCUUUAAUCAAGGAAAUGUAACAAUCGAGAUGCCUUUUCAAUUCCUCGUUUGUUACAUAUCUAUACCAAAAUAAUUUGAACCUACAUAGGAACUUUCAUUAUAUCCUUGUCUGUUUACCCUACAUACUAUUUAUUCAGUGUAUAAAACGACAUACCAUUCCAUACGAUAUCUUGCGAUACAUGCCCGAGGAAGGGAAUUGAAUGGAUAUAAGAUGCAAAUCAUGAGCCUGAACCUGAAUUGAAUAAUCUCCUCACCUACUUCUACCCAAUCUUGGGGUUAUUGGCAUUAUUUUCUUCCAUCAUGUUUGAAAAUCUCUGCACGCUCCCCCUGAGCGCAGAGCUCUUCACCCAGGUCCUCCAUCCCACCGAACCCCUCCUAGGAGUUGGCCUCUCGUCAGGUCAUGUUCAAUGCUUCCGUCUACCUGCCGCCGAUCGAUCAUCAGACGACGACGACGAUUCCAACGCCGAUGUUUUGUCGGACGGCAAGGGAACCAUCGACACCGUAUGGAGGACCAGGAGGCACAAGGGCAGUUGUCGCACCUUGGCAUUCUCUAACGAUGGCUCUGCCCUCUACUCGGCUGGUACCGACUACCUCCUAAAGCAUUUCUCUCCAGUCACCGGCCAAGUUGCCUCCAAAAUCGCCAUCCCCUCGACCAGAUCCAUCCCUGAUUCGCCGUCUCUACUUCAUGUCCUAUCGCCCCAGACCUUGCUGCUUGCCUGCGACUCGGGCGCCCUGCACCUUCUUGAUCUACGAGAUGGUGCGCUUGCCAAAUCGAAGCCCCAGCAAACGCAUUUCCCUCACGACGACUUCGUGUCGAGCAUCACUCCCCUGCCCCCGUCUGCGGAGAGCACGAGCGGCUACAGCAAACAAUGGAUAUCGACGGGCGGUACCACGCUGGCCGUUACAGACCUACGAAGAGGCGUGCUGGUGCGCAGCGAUGACCAGGAAGAUGAGCUCCUUUGCGCCGCUUUCAUUCCCGGAAUGGGGCCCAAGAAGAGCCGAGGUAGUGGAAUCGUGGCGGUAGGGACAGGCACCGGUAUACUCACCUUGUGGGACAAGGGCGCCUGGGAUGAUCAGCAAGACCGCGUCGUCGUGGACCCUGUAAAAGGAGGCGGCGAAAGCCUCGACUGCAUUGUUCAAGUCCCCGAGGAUAUAGCGAGGGGCAAGAAGGUUGCCAUCGGCAUGGGCGACGGCAGCUUACGCAUUGUCGACCUGGUGAAGAGGGAGGUCGAGGGUACCCUACGACACGACGACAUCGAGGCAGUAGUGGGUAUCGGGUUCGACUGCCAAGGUCGCAUGAUAAGUGGCGGCGGCCAGACCAUCAAGAUAUGGGAGCAGGCGCCUUCGCUGGCACAAGAUGACAGUGAAUCUGAUUCGGAUAGCGAGGCGGAUGAUUCGGAUGAUGAUGACGACGACGAUGACAAGGUGGCGCGAAAGAACGGGACGAAGCGUCAGACAAGCAGAAACUCGGAUAAUGAUUCAGAUAGCGAUGAGGAAGGGUCGAAACGGAAGAAGAAAAGAAGAAAAGGCAAGGCGCCGGUGGACCUUGGACCGCAUGGAGCUCAUGGGGUCUUGCGAUUCAAUGGCCUGGAUUGAUUAGUUAAUGUGAUAAUACCCGGGGUCAGCUGUGUUGUAGGUAGGUAGGUCUUUACGUAUCAUAUCCUAUCCUAUCCUGUGCUUAGAUACGUGUGUCCAUGGCUUUUCGUUGGGAUUAAUAUAUUCCCCUUUCGAGGAUACGCAAAUACAACUGAAAUUAUGGACGAGAAUUAUUUCGAUGCCGCUCUUCUCUUGGGAGGAUAAUGGAAUUGGGGUAAUACCUAACUAUAGUCCCCUC
This is a messenger RNA of Hypoxylon fragiforme, 1843 nucleotides long. RefSeq names its product WD40 repeat-like protein. Gene Ontology annotation, cellular component: nucleolus. Gene Ontology annotation, molecular function: protein binding. The transcript is spliced from 2 exons. The coding region runs from base 310 to 1605 and encodes 431 amino acids. The record is from RefSeq and is a predicted model, not a curated record. Lineage: Eukaryota; Fungi; Ascomycota; Sordariomycetes; Xylariales; Hypoxylaceae. Gene Ontology annotation, biological process: positive regulation of transcription by RNA polymerase I; rRNA processing.